ACUUGAUUCAUGGUGGAGUGAAGCUGCUCUAUAAAUAUGCUCCACCGACGCAAAAGGAAGAUAUACCUUCCAUUCAUAUCAUUAGAAAACAGAGUGUGAUAUGGCGACGUCGCAAAGCUCAUGGCUCCUCAGACAUGCUUGCCCACUAGCGAUGCCAUGGACAAGAACAGGGAAUAAUAUAGGCCUCCAAGUGACCAACAUCACCUACUGGAGAUGCAGUAGGGCGAAUGGAGGAAGAAUCAUGGCGGGUAUGACUAUGAGCACCGCCAACUGCUUGGCACAACCUGCGCAACUCCAAGGUGAAGCGGUCCAAGUUAGUAAGAGAAGCACGCGCACUGGCCGGGGCGCCGCCGUUGCGGCUAGGCACGAGGAGGAGGGCACCGACGAUGAAUGGCUCAUGUACCUGGAGCCGGCGAAGCUAGAGGUGUUCGAUCAUCUGGAGCCUUGGGCGGAGGCGAAUGUGGUGCCGCUCCUUAAGCCCGCGGAGGUGGCGUGGCAGCCGACGGACUUGCUGCCGGACCUGGCGUCGCUGGGCGCCGAUGGCUUCCACGCGGCGUGCUGCGACAUCCGCGCCCGCGCGGCCGGCCUGCCCGACGCGCACCUCGUGUGCCUCGUGGGGAACAUGGUGACGGAGGAGGCGCUGCCGACUUACCAGAGUAUACCCAACCGCUUCGAGGCCGUGCGCGACCUCACAGGCUCCAGCGGUACCGCCUGGGCGCGCUGGAUCCGUGGCUGGUCCGCCGAGGAGAAUCGCCACGGGGACGUGCUCAACAAGUACCUCUUCCUCUCCGGCCGCGUUGACAUGCGGCAGGUCGAGAGGACCAUCCACAACCUCAUCCAGUCCGGCAUGGUCAUGAACGCCGCGCGGAGCCCCUACCACGGCUUCAUCUACGUCGCCUUCCAGGAGCGCGCCACCUCCAUCUCCCAUGGCAACACGGCGCGGCGCGCCAAGGAGCAUGGCGACCUGUCGCUCGCGCGUAUAUGCGGCGCCAUCGCCGCCGACGAGAAGCGCCACGAGCUGGCCUACACGCGCAUCGUGGGGAAGCUGUUCGAGAUCGAUCCGGACGGCGCCGUGCGCGCGCUCGCAUACAUGAUGCGUCGUCGGAUCGUCAUGCCGGCGUCCCUUAUGACCGACGGCCGCGAUAGCGACCUCUUCAGCCAAUACGGGGCGGUGGCGCAGCAGGCCGGCAUUUACACUGCCUCCGACUACCGUAGCAUUUUGGAGCAUCUCAUAAAUCAGUGGGGAGUGGAAGAGCUGGUGGCCACCGGGCUCUCCGACGAGGGUAGGCGUGCGCGGGACUAUGUGUGCGCACUCCCACGAAAAAUCCGAAGGUUGGAGCAGAAGGCCCACGAACGUAAUGACAAGAAGGCCCGGCCCACAGCAUCCAUCCCAUUUAGCUGGAUCUUUGAUAGGCCCGUCAACAUCACCAUGGCCUAAUAAAAUUAUCUCUUACCCUUAAAA
Molecule: messenger RNA, 1462 nt
Organism: Triticum aestivum (bread wheat)
Lineage: Eukaryota; Viridiplantae; Streptophyta; Magnoliopsida; Poales; Poaceae
Product: acyl-[acyl-carrier-protein] desaturase 7, chloroplastic
Exons: 2
Coding region: 101-1438 (445 amino acids)
Biological process (GO): fatty acid metabolic process
Cellular component (GO): chloroplast stroma
Molecular function (GO): stearoyl-[ACP] desaturase activity
Source: RefSeq, a predicted model, not a curated record